Messenger RNA from Nannochloropsis gaditana CCMP526, 2647 nucleotides. Its product is annotated as ubiquitinspecific protease. The transcript has a single exon. The annotation marks the transcript as partial. The record is from RefSeq and is a predicted model, not a curated record.
CCUUGAGCGAGGUCGCCGUGUAGCUGGCGUGCUCUAUCUCCUUUACCAUCUCUCAGAAAAACAACCUGUGAUCGAGCCCUACCAUCAUCAGCACUCGCAUGUCAGGCCGCAAGCGAAAGUAGUUAGGGCAACGCUCUUGAACUUCCUGAGUGGCUGUGCCGGAGAUGGUGGAAUUUUAUGUACUAUAUUAGAGGGUCUGAAAAACUAUCGGGACAAGGCACGGAGAGCGGCGAUAGCAAAGGGGCUGUUGCAGCAAGAUGGAGAUAAAAAGAAAGAAGAGGCAAUGGUAGAGGAAGGAGACUGGCACAUGCAAGGCGUGCGACAGCAGCUUAGUUGGAGCAGUAGCGCGAGUACUGAGGAGGGAGAGUACAACGAAGAGCAGGAGGAAGAGGACGGCUUGUUGAUGGGCGCCACGAUGACGGGAGACGGUGGGAGUCACCUUUCGUACAAAGAGGAGGUAUCGACCCGCCUGGACUUCAUGCGCUAUGUUUCCGAGAACAGCGAGAAAGAGCAGCAGCUCGAAUAUCAGUCUCAUUUGUGGCCGCUCUGGGAGAUGCUGGUUCUACAACCCCUUUGUCGGGCAGAGAGGACUCUCUUUUUCCGAUGGCUGCUCACGCUCAUGCCGGACGAGUCUCCAUUUACCACAUCCUCGACAUUGCGGUAUGGGGGGCCCUUACCCUCAUCACAGCAACCUCAAUUGCAGCUUUCUUCAUCUUACGUGAGCUCUUGCCUGGAUCCCGCCACCGUGCACGAUCUCUUUCGGGGAUGCUUGACCGAAGGUCGGGCAGGAGAGUAUGGCGUUGCGGGUUAUCAAUGUUUGGAACGCUACUUCCGGCUUGUCAAUGGAACGGAGCAGUGCUUGGCCUUACCUCUAAGCGCCACAGAAUUUUCAGUGACUGAUUACGACGGUUUGGAGGGAUUAGAGGCCAUAUGGCGUGUGUACUGGCGGGCGUCGUGUAAAGUAGUGGUAAAUUCUGCUUGUGUGUUCCUGAUUAAUUUGCAUUCGCGGCUGCAGUCUCGCAAUUCUCAAAUUUUGAAGCGCGCCAGUGUUUGGGCGGAUCUGGUGAGACAUUGCAAAGAGGUAAUAAUGCACGAGUCGACCGACGACCGGGAAGGAGGAGACACAGGAACUGAAAUUGCCCAGACACCGAUAAGGCCAGUCAUGGUCCGUCGGGCGCUAGCCCUACUCCGUCUUUUCCUGGAGGAGCUGCAGACGCCGAGAGUCCGCGAAGCAAGCGCUGCCUCCGCGUUGAACCCCGGUCCAGGUCAAGUCGCGGUCCAGGUUGACGUGCGACAAUUGGAGGAGGGUCUAAACGGGGUUCGUGGUGGUAGGCAUGGGGCGUAUAGCCAGCAGCUGCGGUACUUGUUCCGGGACAUUGUUUCAAUCGGAGCACUGCGGGCGCGAGUCGCAGCCGACAUGAAGCACCGGGUCUCUCAAGUGCGGUUGACAUCGACAGCCAACCAAGUCAUGUAUAGCGACCAGCACGACGACCUUUUGUUGAGCAGUGGGAAGAGUAAUUUGCCGCGGCGAUUUCACGCGGUGCUGCUGCCAAAGCCAAUGGCAGACACGAUUCAUGUGAACCCGAAAACCCGGCCUGGCGUUAGUUUACUGGAGGGGGAAGACGAAUCUGCCCCAUUGUUGGAUCUUUGCCAAGAUCGCGCAUUUUUCGAGAGGGUCUUUGCGCUGGUAGCACCAGAGCCUCGAUUGGUAGAAGAUGCUUGGGCUCUGCUCGAAAUGGUGCCUGACAUCCCUUUUAUAGAGGAGACCAUCCGGUGCCUCGGGGGGGCUUUGCCAGUCGAUCAACCGGACUUGUCAUCAAAGGACACUGUAAAGAUAGAAGUGGAAGGACGUAUUAGCCGGCAUUCGAGCAACAGGGACAGUAGUUGUCGCAACAUUACCACUUGGGACGGCCUUCUCCACGGACGGUCCCCAAUGCGCUUCCUAUACAACCUACGACUUAUAAAAGAUAAAAUUCUGGCCCCCGCAUCUGAUUCUCACGCCUCCACUAGAGAGCAUCACGCGGCUUUGCGUUGGGAGUUGGCGUUUGUGAAAAUGGGGGGGCUGGCCUAUCUGGUCGAGGUGCUGGCCGGUUGGGACAUUGCGUCUCAAAGCAAGAAUCCUUCUCUUGACAAAAGUGCGCUCUCGGCUCUGAUCGAGAGGAUUGGGUCCUUCAUGCCGCCGAUAAGGUAUUUGAAUGGUGUCGGGGAGGUUGGGGUUGCGAGAAGUGGAAGCCUCGCGGGCCGACGGCACCAUCUCUCAUUUUCGUCGUCCUCUUCCUUGUUCCGAGGGGCGCAAGAAGGAGAGGAACAGGGGGGGGUUAUGGAGGGCAAGGGACUGAUAAUAAGGAACGUGGCUCUCGACAUGGAGGAGAAAGACCCAGGUGAGCUUGCCACAGGCAUGGCUGAUGUCAAGCUCGUGUCUGGGUUUUGCGGUAACAGACCGGCGCGGACGAGUUUGGCCCGAGGUCGAGACGAGGAGGCGGAUGUCGAAACCCUGACACGGAUGGAGCAGGAGGGGGAUAAAGAACGCCGGCGUUUGCGAAUACACCUUGCAUCUGCUGCUGUCUUUGCUCGAGUGGACCGAGGAGCGUUGACAAACCGGUUGGUGGAGGUCCUGUACGAAUUGACCAAGUCGGUCCGUGACCGG